CCUUUUUCAAAUGGUAGCUGAAACAGAAACCCUGCUGUGUUUGGGUGGGUACAUGGAGGCUGCUGGACACUGCCCUUUUCCCAUAAAAGCCCUGCCAUGAGGGAAGUGCUGAGGCAGCUGUGCCCACAGCUAUCACACACACACAUCUCAAGCAAAUGCCCAGAGACAGUGGGGAGUCAUCCUGCAGCAAACAUGUCAGGCUGUUCUAAUUUCUAUGGGAACAUAGCAAAUGUUGAAACAACUGGUGCAUCACAGAGAACUGCGAAGCCGGAAGGUCUGAGCUAUGCAGGAGUUGCGGCUUCAGAGAAGAUUGCUGAAAGAGAUUUGAAGAAUAUGGACAAAUAUAAAGAAACUAUUACAAAAGUGGCCAACAGCAAGUGCAUUCCACCAUCUUUGGUUGCUGCUGUUAUCUCUCGAGAGUCACACGCUGGGACGGCACUGAAGGAUGGCUGGGGUGACCACGGUAAUGCAUUUGGUUUAAUGCAGGUUGACAAACGGUACCAUAAACCUCAUGGGGCAUGGGACAGUGAAGAGCACAUAAAACAAGGCACAGACAUUUUGUGUCAGUCAAUAACCGAUAUUCAGAAAAAAUUCCCAACAUGGAGUAAGGAACAGCAGCUCAAAGGUGGUAUUUCAGCCUAUAAUGCAGGAACGAGAAAUGUCCGGACCUAUGAAGGAAUGGAUGUUGGCACAACACACGACGACUAUGCCAACGAUGUGGUUGCAAGAGCCAAGUUCUUUCAGAGAAAUGGAUACUGAGAAGGAUAUGAGUGAUUAUACAAUACUUACAGCAAAUACUUUUACAUUACCAAAAUUGCAAAUCGUUAGUCAGUAGGUGAUUUUGUUACCAAUUUUGUACUGCUGUUAGACACACGCACUGAUUAAUAAAAUCUAAAGUUGCCCCUGUUAAA
Molecule: messenger RNA, 911 nt
Organism: Gallus gallus (chicken)
Lineage: Eukaryota; Metazoa; Chordata; Aves; Galliformes; Phasianidae
Gene: LYG4
Product: lysozyme g-like
Exons: 5
Coding region: 97-759 (220 amino acids)
Biological process (GO): peptidoglycan catabolic process; defense response to Gram-positive bacterium
Cellular component (GO): extracellular region
Molecular function (GO): lysozyme activity
Source: RefSeq, a predicted model, not a curated record